Coregonus sp. 'balchen' is the source of this 6870-nucleotide messenger RNA. NCBI's taxonomy places the organism in Eukaryota, Metazoa, Chordata, Actinopteri, Salmoniformes, Salmonidae. The record is from the annotation of a GenBank genome assembly.
GUGUUGUAAAUCUCUAUGACAACAGGACUAUUAAACCCUUUAGUGGAGCCUGGGAGAAGGACACGCACAGGAGAUUAUCUGGACAGGUGCUCCGGCCGGUUGUAUCACGAAAAUGUAGGCCAGUAAAACGAAUAACGAGUUCCCAUAUAAGAGGAUAAAAUACAUAUAUGUUUUUAUUUUUAUUUGUUAAAUUCUGAGUAAAAAGGAGACGCAAAAGCUUAUGGUAGUGGUGAGUUUAUUUCGAUGUUUGGGUAACGGUACGGUUGUGCACAAUCUAUUGUGUAUUUAUAUAGCUCUGUGCUUCUAAUUAUUUCAGACUUGUGCCUUAUAAUAACGCGUGUAGCUUAUUGUGUUUGUAGCAAGAGUUGCCUAUUCUAAUGUUACAUCAUCGCGUUAGGCUUCUAGAGUAGCUAUGUUUACUCUUGUAUUGGAGCCUAGAAACCAGGCUAUGUCUGUGUCUGUCACAUCAUGCUGUCCUGUUUUAUCAGUAAGAUUCUACAAGUAGCAAUAAAUUUGCCAGUAACUCCAAUCACAGUUAAGACAAGAUAGCCUAUUUCACAAUACGAUCCCAUAUUAAAAGUAAUGCACACAACUGCACCUGUCACAGGUUGAACUGUUUAACCUGCGCUAUGGGUCAUUUGGCCAUGGGAGGGCCACGGAGGCGUGAAUACAGGUCUACUAUAAUAUAGUGUGACUGAUGAUCUGUGAGUGUUCAGAAUUUGUAUGCUUGUGAUGUGUGCUUACAGAGUUGGGAAUUCUAUUCUAUUUUAGUUUUAUGAGGGAUUGUCAAUGCACAAACUGCCCUGAACUGGUGUGAAUUGAAAUACAAUGGACUUAUGGAUACCCUUGGAAGUAUAAUGUUGGGGCUAUCAUCACAAAUGGGCCUGCAUAUACAAUGCUCCGGUUGAUCAUGUAUUGUUCUUCAUGCUAUUCCUUUGGAGAAGAUGAGUCAGGUGCGGACGAGCACUAGGACCCAGGAGGAGUAUGAGGACGACUUUGAGAAGGACCUGGAUUGGCUGAUCAGUGAGGAGGGGACGAACGAUGGCCAGGUAGGUCAGUGGGGAUUGGCUGAUCAGUGAGGACGGGAGGAGUGAUGGCCAGGUAGGUCAGAGGGAUUGGCUGAUCAGCGAGGAGGGGAGGAGCGACAGCUAGGUAGGUCAGUGGGGAUUGGCUGAUCAGUGAGGACCCAGGGCUGCGUUCAGUACGUUUUACGUUCAGUUGAAAAACGGGGAGGGGUUGGGUUGUGGGUUGGGGAACGCUGCCAGUAUAGCCACUGCCUUUUAAAUACUGUAUGUCAGUCAUUACUUCAAGCCACACCUUGCCACACCCACCAAACGGUAGCGAAUGUACCUCAAAGUUUGUUCAAGAAUGUACAACAAUGUUUUGGGGAAUCGUCUCGUUCAGUACAAACCGUUCCGCAACGUAGCAAACGUUCAAGUGAACUGAAUGCACCUCAGGAGUGACGGCCAAGUAGGUCAGUGAGCUGCUGGGUUGCCAGACUCGCCCACUUUCUGUGAAAACGUCACAGGGAUCUUUUGAAUAGUAAGGCAAAAGCAACCGACUGUAGAUGAAAGUCAAGGAGUGAAGUCGGGGGAAGUGCAUCUGCGACAGCCGAAAGUCAGACAUUGAUGUGGUUUUCCAACAGCAAGGCUCAGUGCAACAUGGCAGUGUUGCCAUUGUUUAUAAAAGUUUUUCUUUGUAAUGUCGAAAUAAGAAUGUCUCCAACCCCCAUAUCACACACUCACAAACUGUAGAUAUAGUUGUGUACAUUGUACUAUCAAUUGGUGAAAGAGAGCCUCAAAUAUCACAUUCAAUUAUACACUGCUCAAAAAAAUAAAGGGAACACUUAAACAACACAUCCUAGAUCUGAAUGAAUGAAAUAAUCUUAUUAAAUACUUUUUUCUUUACAUAGUUGAAUGUGCUGUCAACAAAAUCACACAAAAAUGAUCAAUGGAAAUCAAAUUUAUCAACCCAAGGAGGUCUGGAUUUGGAGUCACCCUCAAAAUUAAAGUGGAAAACCACACUACAGGCUGAUCCAACUUUGAUGUAAUGUCCUUAAAACAAGUCAAAAUGAGGCUCAGUAGUGAGUGUGGCCUCCACGUGCCUGUAUGACCUCCCUACAACGCCUGGGCAUGCUCCUGAUGAGGUGGCGGAUGGUCUCCUGAGGGAUCUCCUCCCAGACCUGGACUAAAGCAUCCGCCAACUCCUGGACAGUCUGUGGUGCAACGUGGCGUUGGUGGAUGAGCGAGACAUGAUGUCCCAGAUGUGCUCAAUUGGAUUCAGGUCUGGGGAACGGGCGGGCCAGUCCAUAGCAUCAAUGCCUUCCUCUUGCAGGAACUGCUGACACACUCCAGCCACAUGAGGUCUAGCAUUGUCUUGCAUUAGGAGGAACCCAGGGCCAACUGCACCAGCAUAUGGUCUCACAAGGGGUCUGAGGAUCUCAUCUUGGUACCUAAUGGCAGUCAGGCUACCUCUGGCGAGCACAUGGAGGGCUGUGUGGCCCCCCAAAGAAAUGCCACCCCACACCAUGACUGACCCACCGCCAAACUGGUCAUGCUGGAGGAUGUUGCAGGCAGCAGAACGUUCUCCACGGCGUCUCCAGACUCUGUCACGUCUGUCACGUGCUCAGUGUGAACCUGCUUUCAUCUGUGAAGAGCACAAUGGGCCAGUGGCGAAUUUGCCAUUUUUGUGUUCUCUGGCAAAUGCCAAACGUCCUGCACGGUGUUGGGCUGUAAGCACAACCCCCACCUGUGGACAUCGGGCCCUCAUACCACCCUCAUGGAGUCUGUUUCUGACUGUUUGAGCAGACACAUGCACAUUUGUGGCCUGCUGGAGGUCAUUUUGCAGGACUCUGGCAGUGCUCCUCCUGCUCCUCCUUGCACAAAGGCGGAGGUAGCGGUCCUGCUGCUGGGUUGUUGCCCUCCUACGGCCUCCUCCACAUCUCCUGAUGUACUGGCCUGUCUCCUGGUAGCGCCUCCAUGCUCUGGACACUACGCUGACAGACACAGCAAACCUUCUUGCCACAGCUCGCAUUGAUGUGCCAUCCUGGAUGAGCUGCACUACCUGAGCCACUUGUGUGGGUUGUAGACUCCGUCUCAUGCUACCACUAGAGUGAAAGCACCGCCAGCAUUCAAAAGUGACCAAAACAUCAGCCAGGAAGCAUAGGAACUGAAAAGUGGUCUGUGGUCACCACCUGCAGAACCACUUCUUUAUUGGGGGUGUCUUGCUAAUUGCCUAUAAUUUCCACCUGUUGUCUAUUCCAUUUGCACAACAGCAUGUGAAAUUUAUUGUCAAUCAGUGUUGCUUCCUAAGUGGACAGUUUGAUUUCACAGAAGUGUGAUUGACUUGGAGUUACAUUGUGUUGUUUAAGUGUUCCCUUUAUUUUUUUGAGCAGUGUACAUGAAUCGCAGCAAAGUUGGUUCCUGUUUUAGUCAGGUCAUGUUCACGUGAGUCAAAUAAAAACACCCUAAUGAUUGGUUGACAAUAGAGCCUCCCACAAUGCAGGUAAUGGCUGCAGGAUGAAGUUGGUGAAGAGCAACUGCAGAAAUUUGCAGUCAACUCCAGUCAAAAUGUCAUGAUCUUUGAUCACAUGGUUUUUGUAAAGUUCAUGCAGUUGUCAUGUAAGCGCAAAUCGGACAAUUUCUUCCCUAUAAUACAACACAUUUUGGAAGGCAGUGACCAACGAUGGUCACCGACUUGACAAAAGUGAUCUGCUCAAAUGCGCCCACAGUUUGUGGUGUUGUGUUACCGUGUGCCUGCAUCUCAGUGUCUGUGUGUGAAAUCCAACCCACUGACACACAUCCAGACACUUUCACUGUACCACAGUUAUAGGGCUCUGGACUGGAUACAUUGAUAACCACACACACACACACACACAUACACACAGUCGUCAUGUCUUUCACAAAGUAUCAAAGUACCUAAUUAACAUAUCGUUUGCUGACACACUGUCUGUUGAGAGACUCAGGUGAAUAGAACUCAGUCACUCCUCCUCAACAGGAACCUGACUACGAGGACAUCGAGGCCGAAAUAGACAAGGAGCUGAAGGAGGAAGAGAAGAAGGAAGAGAAGAAGCGAGGGAGGAAGGAGGACAAGAAAAGCCUGAAAGAGGAGAAGAGGGUGAGCGAGUCAGAGAAGGCGGAGGAGGAGGAGAGGUGGCCCUCGCCUAUGGAACCUUUGGAGUUCGACUCCGACCGAGACAGUCCAUAUAAGGGCGGAUCCCCCAUAGCUCCGCCCCCUCCGGUGUUGGAAGACCAACCGGAAGAGGACAAGAAGUACAUCCUGGAGAAGAUCCAGCUAGCCAAUCGGCAGCUGCAGGACCAGGAAGCGCCGGACAUGACUCGGCGCCGACGCCUUCACUUCAAAGAAACGCUGGUGGAUCUGGUGGUGCCGCCGCUGGAGUACGAGAAAGACAGCAGCACCCCCCAAAGGACGGGGGUGGUAGAGCAGGUGAGCAGCACGGCCAGCGGCAAGGACAUGGAGGUAGAGAGUGAGAUGUCGGGGAAGCUCUCUGAGCUGAAGAUCACCCCACGGGAAGGUGAAGGAGGAGGGCAGGGGAGCAAGGCUGGGGGUGGUGGUGGAGGUGGGGAGGCUGGCCAGAGUGGACCGGGGAAAGAGGGCAAAGUCCUGGUAGAGAAAGAUGGCAAGUUUGACCUUGUCAGCCUGAAGGAGGUGGAGAGCCAUGGCCUGAUGCUGCCACCUUUAGCGAGCUUCCCCAGCGACAACUCACGCUCGUCCUCCCGUCCAAGUGACCUGAGCCCGAACAAGACCCCCACAUCCUCCCCACUGCGUCCCAUCUCUAGCACCAUGUCCCUGGGGAUCGAGCACCUCCGCUCCCCCAGACCUCCGGCCCAGCCCAGGAAUCGGCCCAACUCGGCCAGUCACAGCCAGAGGGGCAGCGGGUGGAGGGGCACCAAGCGCAGGGUGCAGUCGGCCAACAGUACCCCGUCCCAGCAAGCCACCUUCACUCUCUCGCCCCAACAGAAGGAGCUACUGAACAAAAUACAAGAGAGGAGAGAGAGGCUCGCCAGAGAGGUGGGGAACACAGGAAGUCCCAAUGCUUAUCAUGAAAGAUAAACCCCCUUUUCUGUUUUCCUGUGUAACUCUUUCUACCUCUCCCCCUCCUGCUUUUAUAUGAUCCUCCUUGCUCCCCCUCUCUCUUGCUCCCCCUCUCUCUCUUUCUCUCCCCCCUCUCCUCUCUCUCUCGUUCUCCCCCUGCCCCUUCUCUCAGGAGGAGCAGAGGAAGAGGGAGGAGGAUGAGCAGAAGCGUCAGGAGAACGAGCUGGCGUUCCGGGCAUGGCUGGUGAGGAAGAGGGAGCAGCUGCAGGAGGAGAGGAGGAUCCACAGAGCCCAGGAGAUGGAGAGAAUGAAUGGCAUGGUAUGCACAGGCCACUAGAGGGCGACACUAGCACACAAGCACAGCCUGUAGCAGGACUGUAAUUGUCCUGUAGUAAUACUUUGUAGAAAUCAGUGCUUUCAGCUAAAUGUACCUGCUAUUUACUUAAAUAAUUAAAUAAAUAAAGGGAAGAAAUGUAUAUUUUCUGAUGCGUAUUAUAAAGAAAUGAAAAAGUUGUUAUUGGGUAACUGUAUGCUAAACUGCUACAAUCUUUAGUGCAAUCAUUACAUUUUACAUUUACGUCAUUUAGCAGACGCUCUUAUCCAGAGCGACUUACAAAUUGGUGCAUUCACCUUAUAGCCAGUGGGAUAACCACUUUUUUAUUUUUUAUUUUUUUUGGGGUGGGGUAAGGGGGGGUAGAAGGAUUACUUUAUCCUAUCCCAGGUAUUCCUUAAAGAGGUGGGGUUUCAAGUGUCUCCGGAAGGUGGUGAGUGACUCCGCUGUCCUAGCAUCGUGAGGGAGCUUGUUCCACCAUUGGGGUGCCAGAGCAGCGAACAGUUUUGACUGGGCUGAGCGGGAACUGUGCUUCCGCAGAGGUAGGGGGGCCAGCAGGCCAGAUGUGGAUGAACGCAAUGCCCUCGUUUGGGUGUAGGGACUGAUCAGAGCCUGAAGUUACGGAGGUACCAUUCAUAGAAGAAGAUACUGCACCAGCAAGCUUGUGACAAGCCAAUCCAAGAAAGUAGGAUAGUGAGUGAAAACAGUUUUGACUUCAUUUGUCCCUGUGUCCUGCCUCCCUCAGAGGGAGCACAGUGACCCAGACGAGGCCUUUAAGUCGUGGCUGCAGAGGAAACACGAACAGCAGCAGAGAGACAGGCAGCUGGAGGAGAUGAAGAGGCUGGAGGAGGAGAGUGGGUUCUACCUGCACAACCGAGAGGAGUGUGAACGAGCCUUCAAACUGUGAGUCCCUACUCAGCUGUGUGAACGUCUGUCUACUGUAGAAGGGCAUUGGAGAUAGUCUGGACCAUGGCUUUCCAACCCUGUUCCUGGAGAGCUACCAUCCUGUAGGUUUUCGCUCCAACCCUAAUCUAGCUCUCCUGAUUCUAAUAAUUAGCUGGUUGAUAAGAUGAAUCAGGUUAGUUACAACUGGGGUUUGCGCUAAAACCUAUAGGAGGUUAGCUCUUCAGGAACCGGGUUGGAGAGCCCUGGUCUGGACACUCAAGUUCUUUUAAAUAAUUUGUCCGGGUGAAGAAAAUGAGUAAUUGGGAGAAAGCUAUAUACAGAUUGGAAAAACAAUCAGGUCACACUACCCAUGAUAUUAUUGGGUCCCCUCUCUCUCUUACUCUUCUCUCUCUCUCUCUCUCCUCAGGUGGCUGAAGAGGAAGCGGGCAGAGAAGCGGGCGGAGCAGCAGGCGGCCAGAGAGCGCUCCCGCAGGCUUGUGUUUGAGGAGCGGCGUGCCCGGCGCAUGCAGGACCUCCUGUGCACCGUCAACGAGACCAAGCCUUUCCGCUUCACCGAACACCUGGCAUACCGCUUCUAA